AUGCCUGUCCUAUUUACCAAGCAGAUCAAUAACUUCCAAUACAGCGGACCUGAUCAUGGCUGUGCCUUGCCCGCUACUCCUACCGCCCUUAAGACCAGACUCAAUGAAGCCCUGGCAGGAGUGGAAAGUCUGGAGCGAGAGAAGAAGAAUGCCGUGGCCAGAGGAAAGAGGGCAAAGACCACGGUGAAGAGUCUUUUGGGAGAUUUGAGGGAAAAGAUCCUCAUUAAUGAGGAGCUCAAAGAUUGGCUUGAAUUCUACUCAGGACAUUGGAAGGCUCCCAUUGCAUACUACCUGACUAAGUCUCUGUCUCCAGCAACACAAAGGGUCCUUCUCAGCCAUGCUUUGGAGGAGCUGCAUGCACGGGGCAUUCGGGUGGUAUGUGGAACAAUGGAUGGGCAUGCCUCCAAUGUCAGCAUGUGCAACCAACUUGGAUGUGAGCUGAAGGGAGACCCACGACAGCCGCUUCAAACCAGUUUUCCGCAUCCGGUGACUGGCGAGAAAGUAUUUGUCAUGACGGACGCUUGCCACAUGCUCCAGUUGGCACGUGAUACGUUGCAGGCAUACAGUCCAAUUGCAACAACCACCGGACGGAUCAGUCUAUAUAGCAGGUUUUGUAGUCGGGCAGAUUCUGCGAAAGCUGUCCUGUGAUGUGUGCCGUGCAAGCGUGGUCAGCGAUGAUGUACCAUCAUCAUUUGACGAGAGCUUCCACUUUCUAGCCCUGAAAAACAACGGCGGCCUAGUGAUUCCAUCACAAGGCACAGUGAAGGUGCUGAGAGCUGCAGAGAGGGUGAUUCGACAAGCUUCAACAAAGCAAGUUUCAAAGGUGUCGACAGUCACACACAUGGGGGAACACAUUGAUGAGUUUGGCAUUGACAACCAUCAAUCCAACUUGUUGUCACUGGUUGUGUCUGUAUUUCUUAAGUUAAGGUUGCACCACAUUGCCAAACUCACUUCUCUUGACCUGUAGAAAGGGAGCACAAGAAAGAAGCUCUGCAGAGCAGUCCUCUUUCAGGGGUUUUAGCUCUUGUAAACUCUUUGCAACUUUGUACAUUUAUAAAUAUGGUUUGGGGCAGUUUUGGUUACGGUUUGUUCUUGUGUUAACUUGAGAAUUUACAUUUACAUUGGUCUGCUAUGCUACAUUUGCUGGAAGAGGUACAUGCUGCCGUUUUGAUGUCUAUGGAUGUGAAUGGGCAUCUACCUGGUAUAGAACAGAACGCUGUCUCUCUAUCAGUUUGAAGCCAGUGCCAGCAGCAGGUCUUAAUUAAAAGAAGAUUACACUUGCCAGCGUGCAUAUCAUAUCAGUUACUCUCGGAGUAAGAAGAAGAGAAAUAGAGGGGGAGAGAGGAAAACUAAAGAGGAGAGGGAGAAAGACAAAUGAAAUACGCGUAUUAUUUUCAGUGAUUACUGUCAAAGAAAUCCAAAAUGACUGCAGCUGUGAUAUUUUGGCCCGACUAGCAGCGGCGCCUAAUGAUGCUGAUGUCUGCUGGUUAGCCGGUCUGUCUUUCUGUCUGUCAGCCCUGCUUAUGUCUCAACCGCAACUGGCCUCAUUGUCCUGCAAAACUUGGCUUUUGCAAUGAAUUAAACUGGGUGGCAUUUUUUGUUAGCAUGUUAGUUUUUUAAAUUACGUUGUAAUUUUGCAUCACAUGUGAAGUGUGAAUUUGAUUACUUCUGAAGGACCAGUUUGAACAGCUUUUUCCCAAACCAAAGAGCUUUAGUUGGCUUAGAUUUCUCACCAGGGUAGCUUUGCUAUGGAUCAACUUCUUCCAGUGUGAAGUGACUGGUUGGUUGUAAAGCUACAAAUGCUUUAAAAUGGUUUCCACAACAACCCCCGAGCCCAUAGUGGUGUCUGCAAAUCGCUUCUUCAAGUCCAACCAAAGUCCAGCAUCCAAAGACUCUAAUUUAUUGUCAUCAAUGACAAAGAAAAGCAGAACAUCCUUAAAUUUGAGAGGCUAGAAUACUUAAUUGACAGCAAUUUAUUGUUUAUCCAAAUAGUUGGCGAUUAAUUUCCUUUGACUGACUUAUCAAUUAAUCAACUAAUCUUGAUAGCGCUAUAGGGGGUGGCUGGUAUGGAGUUAGUGAUAACACAAAAAAAAACAUGGCAUGCAUAAUCUCACAUAUUAUUGGAACAAACCCUUUAAAUUCCAAACAGUUUUUGCUCUCAAAUGAUCACACCUUUAGGCAGGGAGAGAACAACAAUGUCUUUCUGACAAUUUGCAGACGGCUAAUGGUCCUUCAGGUGCUCAGAAUUAUCGGAGCUCUGAACAUAAAUGUCACAGCAGCUGAGCAAACUCAAUCUGCUUCUGAAGAUCAUGUGGUACUGGCGAAAACUCCAGAACAGGUGAUUAACUGAACCUAAACCUGAGUUUGUCAGCUGUUCAUUACUGUUCCAUCCAGAGUCUCGGUGUGGGCUGCAGUUAACGAUUCAGCCUCCAGGGGCCAGGCGUCUGUUCAUGCUUUAUUGGCAUGAAUGUAACAGAGACAGUGCUGCCAAAGCGUUAAGUAAUAUUGAGAUUCCCUAAAAUUAAAAAGGAAAAGGGAAAGAUGUCAUUUGUAAAAUCAAGAAAAUAGUAGAAAAACAACAACAUUUGAUCUGUGUUGAUGUUGGUGGUGGGUGUGUGUGUGUGUGUGUGUGUGUUGUUGUUGUUGAUAGAGAAAUAAAUAAUUAAAAAUGAAACAAUUAAAAAAAAGUAAAUACCGAGUCAUGUUUCUCAGGUUCCACAGGCUGUUUCUAUUGCUGUACAUACAUCACAUAUUUCAUAUAUCUGAAUUUUCUAUUACUAUUAAUCCCACUAUGACUAUUAAACUACGCCGAACCACGUGUUCUCUAUCAUAGCUAUAUGUAUGACGUUUGCAGCAAAAAAAACCUGCAUGAAAACCAGUUUUGAAUUCAGAGUUACGGUUGAUAAAGUGCGCAUUGAGCUGCCAAAUGAAAUUCUUGCUGAGUUGAUUUAAAGUCCCUUACUGAAAAACUGACUGGGUCCCUCACAUUAUCCUAAAUUAGUGCUCCUCAGGCUAACAUUAGGUCAAUGGCUUUCAUAAUGUUGGCAGCUGUGCAGGGCAGAAGAUCAUGCAUCGCCUUCUCCUCCUGCAGAUGCAUCAUUUUUUUCUAAUCAUCUUAUGAUAGCCUACUGCCUGAGUAAGCUAGCUGUUAGCCUACUGGCACAGUUGAACUAUUGGGGACAAGAUCUCUUCUCUAAAUAUGCAGUCAAAUCGUCAGUGUAGAACAACUGCUCAUCAGUAACCACUUUAAAACUUACUUCAGAGUGAUGUAGUUAAAGUAGGUCCUCACGAUCCAUUCGUGUUUUGAGAUAUGUUUAUUCUGCCUCUCAUGUUUGGCUUUCCAUAAUGCGUUACUUUGAACGUGACGUGCGGAGACCUGUCAAUCAACUGAGGUGGCGCCUGAUGUGUCCAAUCAGGUUCCAGAGGUGACCAGCGCUACCAGGGCAUCACUGUAGCUCCGCCCCUUCAUGAAUUUUCAUAAAAUAAUAUUUCAUGAAAAUUCUUUUCAAGAAAUUUCUGCCAAAUUAAGGCAAAUAAUUACAAAAUUAAAGCAAUUUCAAAUGUGAAAACUGUUUGGUGAGUUAGUGAGUAUGUGAGUAUUGGUUGUGACUGUGUGACAGGCAUAAUAACUGGCAAGAAAAAAAAUCAGAUAAAAGUGGGCACCAUGAGUGAUAGUCGGACGACGAGAGAGGCCUAUAAAUACGGCUGGAGUUCCUCGCUGAUAUUGUAGGAGCUAAUGCCACUGAGCGUGCUCCCGCUUCAUAGCUGGUCGAACCAUGCUGCUGAGCAUGGGUCCCGCUAACAUCAAUGCAUGUCAGCCCGCUUACAGGACAGGCAUUCCCGGCCAUGAGUGACGGUAGAGACCGGCUCCCUCCUCAUAGGCCGGGGAACGCCACAAUACAAGCCGGCUGUCAAUGCAUGAUAAUGAAGCGGUAGAGCUCCGGUGGGGUUAGUUCCUACUUUUGCAACUAAAGAGGUAGUAGUAGUUGGUUAUUAAGUUUUAUAUU
Messenger RNA from Acanthopagrus latus (yellowfin seabream), 4007 nucleotides. RefSeq lists its product as uncharacterized. Lineage: Eukaryota; Metazoa; Chordata; Actinopteri; Spariformes; Sparidae. The record is from RefSeq and is a predicted model, not a curated record. The transcript is spliced from 6 exons. Bases 1 to 648 code for a protein of 215 amino acids.